UGUAAUGUUUUGAAAAUCGCAGGUUCAAGAGAGAGAAACAAGAGAGAGAGAGCGAGAGAGAAUGCUCUCUGAAUAGUGUAAGAGAGAGAGAGAAUGAGUGUGACUAUGUGUGACUCUGCGCGAUGAUGAGAAGAACAAAAGAACGAAAGAGGAAAACGGCAUUCACGAAUCUGCAACUGCAAGCACUCUUGUCGCUGUCGUCGUUUUGUCCUAACCGUCGUCGUUUUGUUUCCGCUGCGUUGCAUUGAGCGAGCGCAAGUGAGAUGAGUCGUUUAGGGUUCAAGCACGAGGUCUACGACGGCGACAAGCACGUCGGCGAACUCGACGUGGUUCCGGCGUCGCCGUUCCACAACUUCCGGUUCCCGAACAACGAGAUUCGCAUCCACCACUUCAGCGCCAAGAGCGAGCGUUGCCCUCCGCUCUCGAUCCUCCAAACCAUUGCGGCAUUCAGCGUUCGCUGCAAGCUCGAAUCCUCGGUCGCCGCGGAGCAGAAGGAACUAACCGCCAUCCACGCCAGUUGCUUCUACGAAAUGAAGACGGCGGUGGCGGUGGUCGGAGACGAGGAGAUUCACCUCGUCUCGAUGCCGAGCAAGAGGAAGAAGUUCCCGUGCUUCUGGUGCUUCGCGGUGCCGUUGGGGCUCUACCACUCGUGUUUGGGGAUGCUGAACCUGCGGUGUCUCGCGAUUGUGUUCGAUUUGGACGAGACUCUCAUCGUGGCCAACACGAUGAAGUCGUUUGAGGAUAGGAUUGAUGCCUUGCGAGGGUGGCUCUCGCGCGAGACCGAUCCGCUGCGGGUGCAGGGUAUGUCCGCGGAGCUUAAGCGCUACCUGGAGGACCGGUUGUUGCUGAAGCAGUAUGCGGAGAACGAUUGCGUUUCUGAAAAUGGGAAGGUUUAUAAGGUUCAGAUGGAGGGGGUGGCGACGUUGACUGGUGGAAACGAGAAACUGGUUCGCCCGGUUGUCAGGUUGCAAGAUAGGAACAUAGUUCUCACUCGCAUCAAUCCUGAGAUUCGUGACACUAGUGUAUUAGUGAGAUUACGGCCUGCCUGGGAGGAUUUAAGAUGCUAUUUAACUGCAAAAGGACGCAAGAGGUUUGAAGUCUAUGUUUGUACUAUGGCUGAAAGGGAUUAUGCUUUGGAAAUGUGGAGGCUUCUUGAUCCUGAGGCACAUCUUAUAGGUUCAAAGCAAAUCCUUGAUCGUGUGAUUUGUGUCAAAUCAGGCUCCCGAAAAUCUCUACUAAAUGUUUUCCAGGAUGGUAUGUGCCAUCCGAAAAUGGCAAUGGUCAUUGAUGACCGUUCAAAAGUAUGGGAAGACAAGGACCAGCCUAGGGUUCAUGUUGUUCCUGCCUUUACUCCUUAUUAUGCUCCUCAAGCAGAGACAGCCAAUGCUGUGCCAGUCUUAUGUGUAGCAAGAAAUGUUGCAUGCAAUGUCAGAGGUUGUUUUUUCAAGGAGUUUGAUGAGAGUUUAUUACAAAGAAUUGCUGAAAUAUUCUUUGAAGACGAGAUUGGAACUUUACCUCACCCUCCAGAUGUGAGCAACUACUUGAUGUCCGAGGAUGUGCCAAAUGGUAAUGCUAAUGCCUCCAUGAGUGAAGGAAUAAAUAGUGCAGAAGUUGAAAAGAGGUUAAGCCAACCUGAUGAUAAAUUUUCUGUUGAUUUAGUCACCCGACCCUUGGCAAACAGUUUUGAGGUCAAACUUGAAACCUCUCAGCCAACUCCUGGUAUUAAUGUCACUGUCCCUGGAUCUUCAAGACCACUGAUUCCUUCCCAGAAACCUGGUUUGCUUGGACCUCCGGUCAAGCAGGAAGGCAGCUCUGUUGAUCGUGAUUAUGACAUGAGAAAAGGACUUCUGAGGCAUGGUCCAGAUAUAAGAGGUCAAAUUUCAGCUGAACCUCCACUGAUAUCGAGGCCACCUAAUCAAGCAUCACUAUCAUUAAUGCAGCCAUUUGGAGGUGGUUCAGUAGAAGAUGACAUAACCAGCAGAACUCAGACAAAUAAUUUGCCCUUAGCAUCUAUUAAAGAAUCUAAUGUAGUAAAAUCCGAUAAGCAUCAGGCUCAACAGAAACCAUUUUCUCAUAGUGUCAUAGGUUCACUCCCCAAUGUUGUACUCCCUCAAGCAUCACAACAUAAGGCUGAAGAGGCAACUUCGGUUUCUGAUUUGCAGAGGCAGAAUGCUCCAUCUAAGUCUCAGCUAUCAGAGGAUGGGAUAUCUCAGAAUCAUGCAUCUUCUAACAGUAAAGAUUUUCAAAAUGAAGCUGGAAAAUUGAACUUCUUACCCCCUCUAUCUAUUCAAGUGCUGCAAGAAAUUGGGAGGCGGUGUAACUCUAAGGUUGAAUUUAAGUCCAUCCUAAGCACCAGCAAAGACUUGCAGUUUUCAGUGGAGGUACUAUUCACUGGUGAGAAAAUAGGUGUUGGUAUGGGUAGGACAAGGAAGGAUGCUCAACAACAAGCUGCUGAGAAUGCCCUACGCAGCCUAGCUGAUAAGUAUGUGGCACAUGUGGAGCCUCAAUGUAGAGCUGUUGAUAGGGAAUUUGACAAGCUUUCUAUUGGACAUGACAAUGGUUUCUUGUGGGAUGUGGUCAAUCCGGAAUCCAGUGAACUGCAAGCAGAAGAUGGAGCUCCUAGAGAAAAUGCUUCUGAGGCUUUGGAUGCUGAGACUAGGUCAUGUAAUGCCAUUAAUCAGCAAAUGGAAAAGCGUAUUAGCUCCCCGAGAAUGCCUAAUUCUGUUCCCAGUAAACGAUUGAAGGAGUGAAAAAGUUGCUAGAUAAACAAGAUUUACCUUGAGUACUGCAACUGGAGAAUGGGCCAUUUGAAUUCUUAAGACGGCUUAUUAUCUAUCAUUUUGUAAGCAAAAGGUUUUGAUGUAAUUUGCUCGUGUAAUAUCUCUGCCAUAGCGGUUGUAGAUAUGCUGAGGUAAAUUCCCUUGGCUAAAUUCUGUUAUAGAGAAGGGCAUUUUAUUUUUGUUUUGCCCUACUAUUUAGGAUAUUUAGUUUGAAUAUUAAUUACAGGAAAAUCAUUUCUCCUUUGUAAUUAAAUCAGUUUUUUCAUACUUAGCUUUGGUGGUCUAA
Molecule: messenger RNA, 3066 nt
Organism: Cajanus cajan (pigeon pea)
Lineage: Eukaryota; Viridiplantae; Streptophyta; Magnoliopsida; Fabales; Fabaceae
Gene: CPL2
Product: carboxyl-terminal domain (ctd) phosphatase-like 2
Molecular function (GO): RNA polymerase II CTD heptapeptide repeat phosphatase activity
Source: RefSeq, a predicted model, not a curated record